CACCCAAAAAGAAAACCUCGUGAUGUUGGAUACAAUAAACAGAAACUAACCAGUUCACUAUUUUUUAGUCAGGUGACGAUGAUAAUCAAACCGUUGAAUUUUUUGAUAUAGAUGGUGAUGAAUAGACGAUUUUAGAAGUUGCCAUUUCACCCUUUCAUUCGAUUUAAAACAGACUGCGACGAGUGCAGGAAGAUUUUAAAGCAGAAAGGUGUGUGUGGGCGCUAAAGGAAAGACAAGAAUUUGGAAACCUGCCAGAGAAAGGAUGUGGACAAGAAGAAUCCUCUUUGGUUUGAUAGCCCUGGGUGGCUUUUAUGUGCCCUGCCUUUCCUAUGGAUGCGCUGGUUUUCUCUGCCGAAUGUUCAGAGGUAUCAAAGUUACAACACCAUCAGGGCCUGACCCAGGAAAGCCCCUGUUUCUGACUCCCUUCUUGGAAGCAGGAAAAAUUAACGAAGCCAGAGAAUUGAGUCUGGUGGGACCUCUCCCUGGAGCAAAUGUGAAGAGUUACUCUGGAUAUCUCACAGUCAAUAAGACCUACAACAGCAACCUGUUCUUUUGGUUUUUCCCUUCUCAGGUGAGACCCGAGACCGCACCAGUAUUACUGUGGCUGCAGGGCGGUCCAGGAGGGACUUCAAUGUUUGGACUGUUUGUUGAACAUGGACCUUAUGUUGUGUAUCAAAACCUUACUUUGGGUGCAAGGAAGUUUCCAUGGACCUCAAAAUAUUCAGUGCUGUACAUUGAUAAUCCAGUUGGCACUGGAUUUAGUUUCACUGAUGAUGACAAGGGAUUUGCUCGCAAUCAGGACGAUGUGGGGAGAGACUUGUACAGUGCACUUACCCAGUUCUUUCAGAUAUUCUCAGAGUACCAGAACAAUGAAUUCUAUGCUACAGGAGAGUCUUAUGCUGGGAAGUAUGUUCCUGCGAUUGGUUACUACAUCCACAAGAACAAUCCCUCUUCUAAAAUCAAGAUCAAUUUCAAAGGGGUUGCAAUUGGAGACGGCCUCUGUGAUCCUGAAGUGAUGUUGGGCGGCUACGCGGAGUUCAUGUACCAGAGUGGCAUAGUGGAUGAGAAGCAGAAACAGUUUGUUCAACAGCAAGCUGAUUUGGGAGUGAAGUACAUCCAGCAGAAGAAAUGGGUCGAAGCCUUUGAAGUUUUUGACGUCUUGCUUAAUGGAGACACAAUUCCAUACCCUUCUUUCUAUCAGAAUGUCACAGGCUGUACAAACUACUUCAAUUUUCUUCAGUGUCAGGAGCCUGUAGAUCAGUCAUACUUUGGCAAGUUUUUAUCACUGUCAGAAGUGAGGAAGUCUAUUCACGUGGGUAACCUGACUUUCCAUGACGGGUCUGAAGUGGAAAAGCACUUGCUUGAGGAUGUGAUGAAGACAAUCAAACCGUGGUUAGCAGUACUGAUGGAUAAUUACAGGGUGCUUAUUUACAGCGGACAGCUUGAUGUUAUAGUAGCCGCCCCGCUCACUGAGAGGUUUCUGCCAACAGUCCCUUGGUCCAAAGUGGAAGAAUAUAAGAAGGCUGACAGAUUCUUCUGGAAGGUCAAUCCUGAUGACUCUGAAGUUGCCGGCUAUGUUCGCCAGGUGGGCGAGUUCUAUCAGGUUAUUGUCCGAGGUGGGGGACACAUUUUGCCUUAUGAUCAGCCUGAGAGAUCCUUCGAUAUGAUCGACAGAUUUCUUUCAAAAACAGCAUGGUAAAGAUGGUACAGCCUUACGAACUGUUUCUCAGGGAAUCCAGUUGGUGGUAUUACCAGACUUCAUUGUGACACUGCAGUUUUUGAAUGUUUUCAUGAGGGGUGAUUGAUGUCUUUCCUUGCUGGUUCUUAUUUGUAACUUCAGUGUCUUCAAUGUUUUAAUAAUUAUUUUUCAAAUCAAAAUGGAUGUGUAUCAGUUAACAAAUUUAAAAUAUUGUGCUGCAUAAACUGCUUCAAAUCAAA
Polyodon spathula (Mississippi paddlefish) is the source of this 1938-nucleotide messenger RNA. It is a transcript of the gene cpvl, whose product is annotated as carboxypeptidase vitellogenic like. The record is from RefSeq and is a predicted model, not a curated record. The coding region runs from base 263 to 1699 and encodes 478 amino acids. Gene Ontology annotation, biological process: proteolysis. The transcript is spliced from 13 exons. Gene Ontology annotation, molecular function: serine-type carboxypeptidase activity. NCBI's taxonomy places the organism in Eukaryota, Metazoa, Chordata, Actinopteri, Acipenseriformes, Polyodontidae.